GACAUCACAUUGCCUCCACCUCCCUCCCUGAUAGAAGAGAGAAAGAAGAAGAAGAUUCUAGAAGUCACCAGAGAGAUCACUGAGCUGCUGACAGGAGAGGUUCCUAUAAGGUGUCAGGGUGUCACUGUCUAUUUCUCCAUGGAGGAGUGGGAGUAUUUAGAAGGACACAAGGAUCUCUACAAGGACGUCAUGAUGGACAAUCAGCCGCCCCUCACAUCACCGGAUGGAUCCAGUCAUGGGAACCCACCAGAGAGAUGUCCCCGUCCUCUGUAUUCCCGGGAUUCCACACAGGAAGGUCACACCAUCCCUCACCAUCAUCAGAGUGGAAUCCUCGGGGAUGAGAAUAUUGAUGUUAAAGAAGAGUAUAAAGAGGAGGAUGAGGAGUAUGGAGUGAUGGAGGAGUUUUCAGAAGGACACAAGGAGAUGAUGGAGCCACCUAAUACCAGGAACCCCCAGAGAGAUGUCCCCGUCCUCUGUAUUCCUGGGAUUCCACACAGGAAGGUCACACCAUCCCUCACCAUCAUCAGAGUGGAAACCUGAGAGAUCCUAAAGUUGAGGUUAAAGAAGAGAUAAAAGAGGAGGAGGAUGAGGAUGGGGGGAUGGAGGAGUCAGAGCUUCUAAAAGAACACAAAGAUCUGUACCAGGACACCAUGGUGGAGUCAUCCAGCUACAGGAACCCACCACAGAGAUGUCCCCGUCCUCUCUAUUCCCGGGAAUUCCACACAGGAAGGUCACACCAUCCCUCACUAUUACAAGAGUGGAGAUCCAAUCGAUAUAGAAUUUGAGGUUAAAGCAGAAGAAGAGAGUGUAUGUGAGGGAUGAUCAGCAGUCUAUGGAGGAGGAUGGAAUAAUGAGGCUAAUUAUAGAGGAGGACACUCCUACAGAGAUCAGCACAGGUGGGUCAUGAACAAUAAA
This is a messenger RNA of Staurois parvus, 915 nucleotides long. Lineage: Eukaryota; Metazoa; Chordata; Amphibia; Anura; Ranidae. The record is from the annotation of a GenBank genome assembly.